UAAUAGUGGAGCAUAACAUCGAGAGAACUAGUACCCACUCACCUAACUUUCUGUUUCUCGUUCUUCACAAAGAAAAUUUCCCAGGAAUUCGUAUGAACAUUUGAACAUCGCAGCCGUAACAAUGGUGGAUUUGGAGUUCUUACAGACAAUGGACACUCAAAUUCUCGUGGGUGUUGCUGUGGCUCUUGUAGCUGUCGUUGCUGCUGCGGCUUUCUUGUUCAUCUCCAAGAGACCAAAAGGCUGUUUGGAUCCUGAGAAAUUCAAGGAGUUUAAACUUGUGAAACGUGAACAGCUCAGUUAUAAUGUCGCAAAGUUCAGAUUUGAACUCCCCACUCCUACUUCAGUGUUGGGUCUACCAAUUGGACAGCACAUAAGCUGCAGGGGUAAAGAUGCACAAGGGGAAGAGGUCAUCAAGCCAUACACGCCGAUAACGUUGGACUCGGAUGUCGGUUACUUUGAGCUUGUUAUCAAGAUGUACCCUCAAGGAAGGAUGUCUCAUCAUUUCCGGGAGAUGCGUGUUGGUGAUUAUCUUGCUGUGAAGGGACCAAAGGGACGGUUCCGAUAUCAACCUGGCCAAGCUAGAGCAUUCGGGAUGCUUGCUGGUGGCUCAGGCAUCACCCCCAUGUAUCAGGUUGCACGAGCCAUUCUUGAAAACCCGAAAGAUACAACAAACGUGCAUCUUAUUUAUGCCAAUGUUACAUACGAUGACAUUCUAUUAAAGGAAGAGUUGGACGGUCUUGCUGCGAAAUACCCCAAUCGCUUUAAAGUGUUUUAUGUUUUGAAUCAGCCUCCAGAAGCGUGGAAAGGCGGUGUCGGAUUUGUGACCAAGGAAAUGAUCGAUGCCCAUUGUCCUGCACCAUCAUCUGAUAUUCAAAUUCUCAGGUGUGGCCCUCCUCCGAUGAACAAAGCCAUGGCCGCUCACCUCGAAGCUCUCAAGUACACGCCAGAGAUGCAGUUCCAGUUUUAAUGAUGAUCCAAGAACAAGAGAUGAUGUUUCUUUUCGCUUCUUUUGAACUCUGACGGUUAUAAGAUACUGUGGAUGAAAUGAGAACUUGGAUUGUAGACUUUGCAAUAUGGUUUUACCAAACACUAUCUUGUCAUUGUUUGCUCCGAGGAUGUUAUAAUAAUGUUAACUUCCGGCU
Messenger RNA from Tarenaya hassleriana, 1142 nucleotides. RefSeq names its product NADH--cytochrome b5 reductase 1-like. Lineage: Eukaryota; Viridiplantae; Streptophyta; Magnoliopsida; Brassicales; Cleomaceae. Gene Ontology annotation, biological process: electron transport chain. The transcript is spliced from 9 exons. The record is from RefSeq and is a predicted model, not a curated record. Gene Ontology annotation, molecular function: cytochrome-b5 reductase activity, acting on NAD(P)H. Bases 122 to 967 code for a protein of 281 amino acids.